AAGAAACUACAACUUUCGAUGUGAUCCCAUCUUUUCCCAGUUAGCGUGAGACCCCCGGAUUCGACUUCCAUCGACUGGUCUCCCUUCCCUCUCCACCCUUCACUUUCCUCGCGAGGAUGAGGCCGUGCGCCAGCACCAAUCCAGGUCCGCAGCGUCAGCGCCCCGUUGACUCGUGCGCCCACGUGGUGCCAUCGUGCACUUUGAGCGGUCGAUAUUUGGAUUGCAGCAUUCCAAUCUUCCAAGCUUCUAACUAAAUUCCUUUCCCCUCCAAUUAUCUGAUCGACGGGAACCCGCUUGGAAGCGCGCGUUCUCCUUUUCCCCCCCAGUCAUGUUGGCCUCUUCCCCCUCGCCUUCCUCCGCGGCCUUGCGAUCCCCUCACCCCCAUCCACACCCGCACCCACUUCCUCACCCAGCCGGAGCUGCGGCGCAUUAUGAUCCCUCGUCUGCUCCACAAUUCAAUAGUCCUCGCUCGUCGCGCCUGGCCAUUGAGGAGCUCCGCUCGGCCUUGAAUCGCCAUACCGUCGAUCCUUCCUCUCCUGAAUCUCCUGCAUCUUGGAGACGGCGCGUAUCAACCGUAUCAACGGCGUCCACCACCGCCUCCGUCGAUAACCUUGCCCCCAGCUCCGCCUUGGCUCUCACCUCCGGUUCUUCCGCCGCCACUCCUGCUUCCACCGUCCCUACUGAGCCCGCAGCCGCGACUGCCCCUGUGAAUAUUCCGCCCCCCACCGCCGCAUCUCCUGCCUCCGCUGCUGCUGUCACGGUCACCACUCCCUCGAUGCCCGCCCCGGACAGUUCGGGUUCCAACAAGCGCAACAGCCAGUGCGACCAUCACCCGCCAGAUGCGACGGUGCCGGCGGGGUCUGCUCAGGAUGGAGAGCCACCGCAGUUCAAGCGCAGGCGGUCCUCCCGGCAGGACGUUAAGGUCCUGCCUGCACAGUAUGAGGAAGUCGAUCCUCGUGACUUGGUGGUGCUGAUUUCCAGCAUGCUGAUGGAGCUGAUUCGCUUCAACGAUAAGAUCCCCUUGCAUCAGGGGCGCUUAACUCGCUUCCACUCACGUUCGCCACCUCGGAUCUCCGUGUUGGAUUAUCUGCAACGUCUGACUACCCACGCUACCCUGUCGCCCCCAAUAUUGCUCAGCAUGGUCUACUACAUUGAUCGCCUCUGCGCCUUGUACCCGGCCUUUACGGUCUCCAGUCUGACUAUCCAUCGUUUCUUGAUCGUCAGUGCCACGGUGGCUAGCAAGGGUCUUAGCGACAGUUUCUGGACGAACAAAACGUAUGCACGAGUCGGGGGUAUCACCAUGAACGAAUUGGCCAUGCUGGAACUUGAAUUUUUGUUCAAGGUCCAGUGGCGAAUCGUACCACAACCAGAGGUGCUGGAGGACUACUACCAGAGCCUCAUUGAGCGAUGCGAUGGCUUCGAAAUCGAGCGCACCAGUGCAAAUCACAGCACUCCACAGACGUCUACGACAACGGCCGCUAAUACGCCGUCAGCAUAAAAGGGUCUCCGGUUGAUUCUUGUUCGGAAUAUUAUACCCGACCAAAAGCCUGACCUCCUCUAUCUCUUCCAUUAUCCAUUCUCCCGCAUCUAGGGUCCUUGGGCUGGUCUCGAGUUCCUUCCGGAUGCCGGAGCUGCUGGCCCUUCAAUUCACCACCACCACAUCUUCUUCUCUCCUCAUCCCUCUCCUCCUUCUUCUUUAUCCCGAUUUGCUUUUUGCGACCUGAUCUUAAUGAACCCAUUAUGUUGCAUUCCAGGGAGGGCGUUGUUUCUAACAGCCGCACCCGCCAUGCUCGUGAUCUGUCCAGCUAGUCAGGAGACGCGCAUUACAUGGCGCGGUCACCAGUAGAAGGGGUUAUAUCUUAGCAUACCCACGGGCGGGACGUGAUUUGUAUCAUGUUUACAGCGGUUCAUUUGAAGCGGAUGAUUCUGGCGUUUUUUAUUGUUUUAUGAGAUGACAAGGCGUUAUCUACGGCUAAACACCACAAAAUUUACCCCGUUCUCUACUAUAUACUACAGUCCUUUACAAUACCUUGUAGAAUUCUUUUCGUUCCUGUUUGGCUCCUUUGAUGUAUCCAUCGGAACAGCCUUUUUCCAUCAAAAUUUUGUUUUCCCUGCCGUAUGCAAAACAG
Molecule: messenger RNA, 2129 nt
Organism: Penicillium brasilianum
Lineage: Eukaryota; Fungi; Ascomycota; Eurotiomycetes; Eurotiales; Aspergillaceae
Source: the annotation of a GenBank genome assembly